AUGCUCAUCUUUCCCACGUGUUUAUCUGCUCUGUGGGCCUGUCUUCUUCUGUCGUUACACUUCGCACGCGCAGCCAGCCCGUACGCGCUUCCCAGCACAUGGUCAACCGAAAAGACGAAGUCCAGCGUGUCGCUCGCAGAUCGUGAGGCAUAUGCGAGCCGCGCAGCAGCCCUACUUGUGGCGGAGAUGACCAGCGCUCUCGGUACCAUCGAUGGAUUUGAUGCCGCCCGCGCAGCUGAGCUCGUGGCGGUGCUUGCUCUUCAGGACUGGCUCAGCGGCAACACGACCAAUAAAGCCGCUGUGCAGAAGAGCUUGGAUGUCUACGAGACCCAGAAGCCUGAAUACCCAAAUUCCUCUGGUGUUGAAUCAUGGAAUUCGGAUAUCCUAUACUGGGGUCUCGCAGCAUACUACGCGCACCGGGCUUAUUCCGCCGAUGAUACCUAUCUGGGUCUGGCCGUCAACAACUGGCAGCUUGUUACGCAGAGUUUCAUACCUGCGAAUGGCACGCUGCCACGUUCUGCCAAGGUCACUGCUGGUUGUACGGGCAAGUCGUUGGCGGGCGGUGUAUUCUUGGUGAGGGAUGCACCGGAUGACCCAACGAUAUGGAGCUUCGUUACGGCCAUGUAUAUAACAUUAUCGUCCUAUCUGUACGAGACCUCCAAGGACGACAACUACCUUACACACGCGGAGGCCACCGCUUCAUUCUUUCAAACUGUUUUCCUCGAUUCUCAGGGUCUUGCGCCGUACUCUGUCAACGUUACGUCUUGCUCUUUCAACACUGCACUCUCAUCAUGGGUAUCUGGAGCUGCUAUCGAAGGCUUCGCCGUCUUGGCGAAUGUUUCGGGGAACUCGACUUGGUCGGACAUGCUUGCAGAAGUACUUCCUGCCGCUCUCCAAAGCACGGCGCCUUGGAAUACAGCUGAUGGAAGGAUUUCAGAAGACGACACCCAGCACCCGACGUACUAUCAGAAUGUCCUCAAGGGUAUGCUCAUGCGAGGUGUACUGGAAGCGCGUCGCCGCAAUCCCUCUGCAUCGGAUCUCGUAACCCUGGUCGAUGGCUACAUCACGAUUCAGUUCAAUUCUCUACUGAAUGCCACUGUCAACAGCACGGCGGACACGUACUCCACGUCAUGGGUGGGCGCACAAGACAACUCGGUGGAUCUGACGGGGAACGUUGGUGCCCUCGAUGUGCUCAACGCUGCCUUUGCUAUCGCGGGAAGCCUACCGUCCGUGUCUAGCAACGGAUCCUCCAGCGGGACGGGAGGAUCAGGAGAUAGUGAGCCUUCCAGCGGCAGCAGUGGGUCUUCGGGAGAUGGAAAUGUAUCUGGCCAUUCAUCGAGCGUCGGAGCCAUCGCCGGAGGUGUGGUAGGAGGCGUUGCGGCUGUAGCGCUUCUUGGCCUCGCGAUAUUCUUUUAUCGCAGGCGUCGCACAGCGAACGUAGGGGAAGCCAAAGCGCGCAACAAUGCGAUGGCAGCAGAUCCAUUCCCUCCGGGCUCUCUGGAGUCGCCUGGCACCCCGUCUCGCUUCGAUCGCAAGUAUGCAACAGAAGGUGGUUCGCAACUCCCAUCACUCAUGGGUAGUCCUACGACUGCGCAGACUACGAGCAGUCCCGUUGCGUCCAGCCUAUCGCUUCUCAAUACCCCGCGGCCGCGGCUUCAGUCUGACCCUGUUUCCCCCAUGGCGCUGCAGCCCAACAGAGGACCCCAAACACCCACAGUCUACGCGUCACCUAUAGUUCAGUUCAACUCAAUCCUCAGGCCAUCCACGGCCUGA
Messenger RNA from Peniophora sp. CBMAI 1063, 1773 nucleotides. Lineage: Eukaryota; Fungi; Basidiomycota; Agaricomycetes; Russulales; Peniophoraceae. The record is from the annotation of a GenBank genome assembly.